AUGGAGAUCGCGAAGUCGAAAGCUCCGGGCGAGUUGUUGAACUGGGACGAUAUUCAGAAGAUGAAGUACUCGUGGAACGUGGCCUGUGAAGUCAUGAGGUUCGCCCCUCCUCCUCUCCAGGGCACGUUUAGGGAAGUCAUCAACGACUUCAUCUUCAAUGGUUUCUCCAUUCCGAAGGGAUGGAAGGUUUAUUGGAGAGCGAACUCGACCCACAAGAGCGCUGAGUAUUUCCCCAAGCCGGAGAAGUUCAACCCAACCCGGUUCAAAGGGGACGGGCCGGCGCUGUACACAUUCGUGCCCUUCGAGGGCGACCCGAGGAUGUGCCUAGGGAAGGAGUACGCUCGCCUGGAAAUACUCGUGUUCAUGCACAAUCUGGUGAAGAGGUUCAAGUGGGAGAAGUUGCCUCCGGAAGAGAAGAUUGUCGUUGACCCGAUGCCGAUGUCUGCGAAGGGACUCCCCGUUUGUUUAUGCCCUCACAAAGCUUAA
Messenger RNA from Syzygium oleosum, 486 nucleotides. RefSeq names its product beta-amyrin 28-monooxygenase. Bases 1 to 486 code for a protein of 161 amino acids. The transcript has 2 exons. Gene Ontology annotation, biological process: sterol metabolic process. The record is from RefSeq and is a predicted model, not a curated record. Gene Ontology annotation, molecular function: oxidoreductase activity, acting on paired donors, with incorporation or reduction of molecular oxygen; monooxygenase activity; iron ion binding. Lineage: Eukaryota; Viridiplantae; Streptophyta; Magnoliopsida; Myrtales; Myrtaceae.